CUUCCGACUUCAACUGUAUGUGAUCGUGACUAUUAUAAUCAGUAUGGUCUCUAGAUUGACUAGAUUAACCUUCAAUAGUUUUAUGUUCCAAUAUAGCAUAUCUGACAUUCUGACUUUGUCUGACCUCAAGGUACCAUAGUAACAAAUCUGGUUUAUUCAUAUUAUGGAAUGCUCACCUCGGCAGGUGUUACUGAGCUGUUGUCCGGGUCUUUGCCUUUGUCUCAGGAUGUUUCACUGGGUGGUGAAGGUGGUUCCUCAGGCCCCUGACGUCCCUGGUUCUCUGGGAGAGGAGACGGCCAAUCCCGCACCAAGAAACGUGUCUAAAGAUGAAGUGAAAAAAGUCAAGGCAAAACAGAAGGAAGAUGAUAUUUCUGAGGACAACAGUAUUCAGAGUGGAGUGAUGACCUGGCUCUCCAAUGGAUUCACAAGUGCUCUUCCUCAACCAGCAGGCACACCUAACCUCAGCAGAUCCAACUCUGUAUCCAGGUCACUGCAGGAGGAUGAAAGGAAUGGGGUGAUUAAGUGGAUUGCAGAUGGACUGAGUAAAGUGGUACCCCAGCCAGAUGAAAAGUACAGAGAGGAUAUUCGAGAGGAGGAUGAAACAGAGGUUUAUAACAUGAAAGAUGUGCCUGACGCAGAGCCCCUCCCACAUAUACCUGUGGUGGAGAUGUUUUCAGAAUAUGAGGAAGAGGAUCAGAUACCACAGUUCCCCCCCAAUGUGGUUAACUGGAUUAAGAAUGCUAUUCCUCAGCCUGUGAUGCUCCCUGCAGGUUACGUAGAGGCCCAGAGUAAGGCCCAGAGCAAGAGGUCAUCUCUUGACAAAGGUAGAAGCAGAGUUUAA
Molecule: messenger RNA, 841 nt
Organism: Salvelinus sp. IW2-2015
Lineage: Eukaryota; Metazoa; Chordata; Actinopteri; Salmoniformes; Salmonidae
Source: RefSeq, a predicted model, not a curated record